This is a messenger RNA of Drosophila bipectinata, 500 nucleotides long. RefSeq names its product NADH dehydrogenase (ubiquinone) 15 kDa subunit (gene ND-15). Lineage: Eukaryota; Metazoa; Arthropoda; Insecta; Diptera; Drosophilidae. The record is from RefSeq and is a predicted model, not a curated record.
UUAGCCAACACUGCCAGCUGUCAUUGGUUCGAGGCAUUAGCCAACACUUCUCGGCUUGCAUUCAGAAAAUACAAAAUAAUUGUUUUCAUUGCAAAUCUUUAGCAAGUUAAGCAAAAAUGUCGUUGUCUCCAUUUUUGCGCCUCCCCUUGACCGAUUUAACCGGCUGUCUGAUUAACCAUCAGACCUACGACAAAUGCGGACAAUUCGAAAUGAAAAUGAUGGAGUGCUUUGAGGCCUACGGCCUGGAGCGCGGAAAGCGCGAAUGUGCCGACCUUAUUUCCGAUUUCCAGGAGUGCGUUGGCAUGCAAAAACAGCUCUUGCGAUUCCAUGCCAUGCGAAAUGAACGCUACAAGCAGUGGCUCAAGGGAGAGCGCAAGGGCAACGAGUUCUAUGCUGAUCCCCCUCGUGUGGAUGCCUAUUAAGUGUGGAGGAAUCUUUAUUGAGUAAAAAGCAUAUUGUAUAGCCGCAAAUUGUGUAAAAAUAAAGAAAAUUAAAAUUAA